Fusarium vanettenii 77-13-4 is the source of this 1482-nucleotide messenger RNA. RefSeq lists its product as uncharacterized. Bases 1 to 1482 code for a protein of 493 amino acids. The transcript is spliced from 2 exons. The record is from RefSeq and is a predicted model, not a curated record. NCBI's taxonomy places the organism in Eukaryota, Fungi, Ascomycota, Sordariomycetes, Hypocreales, Nectriaceae.
AUGUUGGGUCCCCGGCCCACACCACCAGUAGUCCAGAGAGAUGGGUUCCAGCUCCGUCAAGGGCACUUCACCCGCAUAAAUGGAGACAUUGGUCGGGUUAGCGGAUCCCGUUUGAAGGAGCUCUUUGACCCCAGUUCUCUGCAACUCGAACAAGAUCGGAUCGAGGCGGAACGGACGGCCCAACAACUGUUCACCAAGAAGUUUUUCUCGGCACAGCUCAGUCAUUACGGCCUAAGGCAUCCACGGAAUAUCAAGAAUCCCAACUCUGGACACUUCCGCGAGCUGCUCCGAGAGGCGGUAUUGAAUGGAAAGUGUGACCAGGUGCCAGAGCGGGUGACCAAUCUCAAACACGCCAUGGAGCUUGAACUAGAACCCAUUCACCAGCAAUGGGUAAUCGACGUCGAGGCAUGGGAGGCGACAAAACGGCAAGAGGAAGAAGAGGCUCUUCACAACAAAAGUCCAGGUGAAAAGGCAAAUAUCGAUGUAAACUGGUUCAUGGACUACUACUUUCUGACCAACGGAAAACCUGAUCGAACCAAGACAUCGGAACCUCUGGCACUCCACGGCUACAGCGACUUAGGGCGAAACAUUUGUGCUUUAGUUGACAGAGUUCCCGGCCUGGCAUGGGCCAGAAGCGGCACUCGGUUCGAAACCACCCUGUGCAUUGGCUGGGGCCACAAGGCGGUACAGGCUCUGGCCGAGAAGCUUACCGCUGAAGCAUGGGCUGCAAGGAGGAAACGGGAAAAGACUGACCGAGAAAACGCCAUGAACGCCCACCAGGACUAUCUUUCUCAAUCAAACCAGGGCGGUUCAUCGCGAGACCGUCCGGCCCGUGCCGCCAACCAAUCCCCGCAAACCUUGUUUGACUUGGGGCAAUGCCGAGGUUCCUACGUCGUCGAAUCCAACACGCUGCUCGGGGCAUGGGAAGAAAUGGUCGAGGAGGUAGGAUGCGGCUCUACAGCGACAAGACCACUCUUCACUUUGGACAUCCGCGAUAGCAAAGUUGCUGGAAUCCUGAUAGCGGCGGUCGACUUUGGCACCUUUCAGGGGGCCAUGAUUCUCUCUGAUUCCAAAAGGAAGCUGCGUGAUCUUCUCCGGUCUGAGGGUGAAACUGAUGAAUUCUCGGAUCGCGAUUAUGAUGGAGAAUAUGGUACUGAAGACGACGAAGACGAAGAAGACGACGAAGACGAUGAAAGUGACAUCGCUGACGACGAGGAUUGGGAGUCUGACCCACCACGCAAACGUCAGAAGACCACACCAUCCGCCUCGCGUCGCAUCUUCUUCAGAACUCCAGGCUGUGAUGCCGGCGAAUAUUACUCCGACCCGCAGCCUGGUUACCUGGAUUUUUCCAACGAUGGGUAUGCAUCAUUUUGUGGCCAAUGUUUGCUCGCUGAAGAGGCGGACGUUGAUUUGAAAGGGUAUAAAGUGUCUGAUGUGCCGGCGCCGGCAAAACGAGGUGGAGACUUCGAGUGGCCUCUUUAA